Diutina rugosa is the source of this 594-nucleotide messenger RNA. RefSeq names its product nicotinamidase (gene PNC1). The transcript has 2 exons. The coding region runs from base 1 to 594 and encodes 197 amino acids. Lineage: Eukaryota; Fungi; Ascomycota; Pichiomycetes; Serinales; Debaryomycetaceae. The record is from RefSeq and is a predicted model, not a curated record.
AUGGUAUCUAGGAGGAUGAAUGCAGAGCGAAUUAUACCUAAGAUCAAUCAGUUGAUCUCGGACAAGCUGUUUGAUCUUCUUGUCGCAACCCGUGAUUGGCAUCCACCUAAUCACACUUCGUUUGCUACGCAACAUGAGGCAGAACCUUUUGAACAAGUUCCGUUUUGCAAUCCCCAGGAUAGUCUGAAGAUAAAGCUCGAGACGGUGUGGCCAGAUCAUUGUGUACAAAACAGCUGGGGUGCAGAGUUGGUUUCUGAUUUCAAGGAAGCCUUCGAAAACAGCAGCACCCCACAUCUUUUAAUUUCAAAAGGAUACCUAGUUGACAGAGAAUACUACCUGGCGUUCGGGGACAUAUGGGGAUUACACCAAACUGAAUUAGACUCAGUUUUAAAGGAUCAUAAUAUCGACGAGGUGGUUAUAUGCGGAUUGGCAUUGGAUUAUUGUGUGUUUCAUUCUGCUCUUGACUGUGCUAAGUUGGGUUACUCGACGACUCUUUAUUCCGAUCUCUCUUGUGCCAUUAGUCCAAAAAAUCAUGGCACACAAAUUUCUGCAUUGAGGAGCGCUGGCGUAUCUAUCAAGGCAGGACCAUAUUGA